AUGAAGAAGAAAUCCAUGAGUACCCUCGCCUCCUUGGCGCCACGGCGUCGGGAUAAGGGCAACACCAACAAGAAUAGGGCUAUCGAUCCCCAAGAGAUCUCGGCUCCUUCGCUGCCUACAUCGACGCCGGUUGCUGACCCUGCCCGGCGUCCCGUUGAAACCCCAGGCACCAGUGAGACCGUCGACCGUUUGGCCAGUGCUCUCCUCGAUAGCACUAUAUACGCCCAUCCCAACGGGCUUGCCAGCCAUCCGUCCGUCUUGCUAUGCAAUGUCGAGCCCUUCACCGCUGCGCCAGAAUCUUCCCCUAACAAUCUCGACAUGGAGAACAACAAUGGUGGCCCGGUUGUGGUCUACCCGAAUGAAGAGAACGCUGUCUCCGGUCAGACUCGUACCAAGACUAACGCCUUCGCCACACCUCCUGCCAUCCCUCGCAGGUCCUCUCGUCGCAGAGCGAAGCGCAACAAAAAGGUCGAAGUCUUUACGGACAUCCAGGCCCCGGUCCCCAAACGACCUUUCCCCCAGUCCAGGACCACUGUGCUUGACGCUGGCUUCGAUGUUGGCUUCGAAAUGGGUAAGAAGAGCGACCCUUUCAUCACAGGAUCUACGACAGCGCCAUUGGGCAGACUCGCAAAGCAGACAGGUGGCCGUACCGCACAUGACUUGGACGCUACCAGCCCCAACAUUGUCAAUGACAAGCUUGCCGCAAUGCUGGCUGCCACUGAGGCUCUGAAACCCGGGGGAUCUCAGAACAAUACCCCUGUCAGCUCGGCCAAGCCUUCGCGAUUCAAGAAGUCCAACAACUUGAUGUCCAAGGUCCGCAAGGCCUUUGACGUCUUUCAACCCAAGCCCACCACUCCUGAGUCUAAGAUUCGCGGCAAGAUCUCGGCGCCUGUCGGCUUGACCACUUGCGACUUGCCGAACCCUGCGACACACUACCAUCUGGAGGAAGUUGAACAACCGUCGCCGGUCAGCUCGAUCGAGAUUCGCCUGAACGAAGGCUCCAACCUUAACAACCAGAAGGUUCGAAGCAUUGUUGGAGGUCGCAUUCGGCGGAAGCCAGUUCCCGACGAUGGCAGAUCGCUCCGCAGUCGUGGCUCUGGCUCCGGCUCUGGGUCUGUCUCUAGCUUCCGCGGUGACCCUUUCUCCGAGCCCCUCCAGUUCACUCGCACGCCUACUCCCUUCGAGCAUCGUCUCAAGACGAGCAUUGAUUCGGACAGCAUUCCUCCGGUUCCUCGUCUUAACCCAUUCGAAUCCGAGAGAUACUUCGAUGACAAUCUCGAGGGCUUUCUCCCUGAUAAGCCUCUGUGUGCCUCCACACCCCGCAACCGAAAUGGAAAGAAGGCUGUCCCCUUUGAGAGCCCUUCUUACCGGUGUGCGAAGAUCGAUGGUCGUCACCAGCUUUCUGGCGGUGUAUCUGGUGGUAUUGGUCAGCGCAAGCUCAAGCUCGACCUGGAGGGAGUUCGCCUCUUUCACGACAACACCGACCUUAGCAUGAAGAAGCACCCUUCGCCUAGCAAGGCUGACUUGAACGACCUCGAGACCCAGUUUCGCGCCUAUGCCAUUGAGCAAAUUAAGAAGGCCCCUUCUCACGAGCAAGACGAGUUAGUCACUAAGUUCGCUGGUCUCAUUGGUCCCAACGCGCUCACUCCGCGUGACAAGAAUCUGCCGAUGAAGGCGUGCUCCAGCAAGGAGGAUACCGGCAACGAAUUCAGCGUCGUUUCUGAGCGCAAGUACACCCGCGAUGCUUCCGUUCUUUCUACCCGGCAGUCGCGCAUUCCGCGCCCUGUGGAGCCGGCUACCACACUUCCCACCCGUCGCUUCGGCCUCCAGCGCCAGCCCGCCAAUUUGAGCGCAUUGGAGAUUGACGAGUUGCAGUAG
Messenger RNA from Colletotrichum karsti, 1878 nucleotides. RefSeq lists its product as uncharacterized. The record is from RefSeq and is a predicted model, not a curated record. NCBI's taxonomy places the organism in Eukaryota, Fungi, Ascomycota, Sordariomycetes, Glomerellales, Glomerellaceae. The transcript is spliced from 2 exons. Bases 1 to 1878 code for a protein of 625 amino acids.